UUAUCUGUAAAUGAUUUAGAAGAUAGUCUUGAAUUAUCAUCAUCACCACAAGCUCAAAUGCAAAUUAAAAAAAAAAUUUCAACAACAUCAAAACCAUUUAAACCUACACUUGCAUUAAAUAAUAAUUCUUCACAUUUAACAUUUAAUAUGAAACCUGGUUUAUAUACAAAAUAUAAAUCUUAUUUACAACGUGAUAAAACAAUAUUAAAAAAACUUCAACCAACUAAUUCUCAGCAACGUCUCGAAACUGUUCAAAAUGCGCUAUUACGUCGAUUUUUUCUUGAAUUAACUCAAAGCUUUAUUAUACCACUUGAACGUUAUUUUAGUAGUCUUUUACCGUUACAAAAAUUGUAUCAAGCUAAUCGUGAACCACCUCUGAUAAAAGACUUUGAUAAAGAAGAAUUUCUUAAAACGAUUGAUCAAUAUGGUCCACAAUUAACUUCUGGUUUGAAAGGUGAUUGGAAAGACUUAUAUAAACAUUUUCUUUCAACACCUAAUUUUCGUCUUUGGCUAUUAAAUCGACAACAAGAAGCAAAUGCAAAAAUUUAUUCAUUAUAUAUUAAAACACUUGCUUAUUGUCAUUUAGAACAAGAUUUAAAUUUAUCACAAUUAAAAGAACUUGAAUUAAUUGAUUUAGUUAUUAAAUUUAGAGAUUUAAUUCAACGUAUCGAAAUAAAAAAUGAUGAAAGAUUACUAACACUUAAUCAAGUAGAUCGAAAUGAUUAUUUAGAAAAAUUAAAAAUGAAAAUGAAAUUAAUUAUCGAUGAAAAUUUACCUGAUGAUAUGAAAAUAUUAUUUAACAAAUCUAUUAAAAAUUCUUUAACUUAA
Messenger RNA from Adineta steineri, 828 nucleotides. The record is from the annotation of a GenBank genome assembly. Lineage: Eukaryota; Metazoa; Rotifera; Eurotatoria; Adinetida; Adinetidae.